AUGGAAGAUUGCAACUCAGAGAUCAAGAGAGAGGCAUGCGGAGGUAUUCUGGAUCCUGAACAACUCCGUCUGAUUGACCAGCGCAAGAUUGAGAGCGAGAUCGACAUUGCAGACAGAGUCUAUUGUCCGAACCCCACAUGUUCCGCUUUGAUGGCGAAACAAAAACUCCUUAAACACACAGAAGAAUCCUUUCUCGGUGCCGUGCAGUUGGGAGCCAGAAAGUGCAUGGUGUGUGGCACGUUGUUCUGCAUAAACUGCAACUUUGAUUGGCACGAUAACAUGACAUGUGAUGAAUUUCGAAAGACACAGGCUUAUCUAACAUCUGAUCAUGCAAAGUUUGAGUCUGUGGCUGAGAGUGAGGGAUUGAAGAAAUGCAGAGUGUGUAGCACUAUCAUCGAACGAGCUUAUGGUUGCAACUAUAUGAUCUGCAGAUGCAAACACGAGUUCUGUUACGCCUGUGGAGCUGAGUGGACAAAGAAGAUACAGACAUGUAAAUGUCUGCGCAUGAAUUAA
Molecule: messenger RNA, 513 nt
Organism: Capsella rubella
Lineage: Eukaryota; Viridiplantae; Streptophyta; Magnoliopsida; Brassicales; Brassicaceae
Product: probable E3 ubiquitin-protein ligase RNF144A-A
Exons: 2
Coding region: 1-513 (170 amino acids)
Biological process (GO): protein polyubiquitination; positive regulation of proteasomal ubiquitin-dependent protein catabolic process; ubiquitin-dependent protein catabolic process
Cellular component (GO): ubiquitin ligase complex; cytoplasm
Molecular function (GO): ubiquitin protein ligase activity; zinc ion binding; ubiquitin conjugating enzyme binding
Source: RefSeq, a predicted model, not a curated record